Mesorhabditis spiculigera is the source of this 4356-nucleotide messenger RNA. Lineage: Eukaryota; Metazoa; Nematoda; Chromadorea; Rhabditida; Rhabditidae. The record is from the annotation of a GenBank genome assembly.
AUGAAUUCUGAAUACCCAGAUGACGUCAUGAUACUUUUUGGUAUCCAUCGUCAAAACGUCGUCAAACCGAAAUGCCCAGUAACGAUGAAUUCUGAAUACCCAGAUGACGUCAGAAUACUUUUUAGUAUCCAUCGUCAAAACGUCGUCAAACCGAAAUGCCCAGUAACGAUGAAUUCUGAAUACCCAGAUGACGUCAUGAUACUUUUUGGUAUCCAUCGUCAAAACGUCGUCAAACCGAAAUGCCCAGUAACGAUGAAUUCUGAAUACCCAGAUGACGUCAGAAUACUUUUUAGUAUCCAUCGUCAAAACGUCGUCAAACCGAAAUGCCCAGUAACGAUGAAUUCUGAAUACCCAGAUGACGUCAUGAUACUUUUUGGUAUCCAUCGUCAAAACGUCGUCAAACCGAAAUGCCCAGUAACGAUGAAUUCUGAAUACCCAGAUGACGUCAGGAUACUUUUUGGUAUCCAUCGUCAAAACGUCGUCAAACCGAAAUGCCCAGUAACGAUGAAUUCUGAAUACCCAGAUGACGUCAUGAUACUUUUUGGUAUCCAUCGUCAAAACGUCGUCAAACCGAAAUGCCCAGUAACGAUGAAUUCUGAAUACCCAGAUGACGUCAUGAUACUUUUUGGUAUCCAUCGUCAAAACGUCGUCAAACCGAAAUGCCCAGUAACGAUGAAUUCUGAAUACCCAGAUGACGUCAUGAUACUUUUUGGUAUCCAUCGUCAAAACGUCGUCAAACCGAAAUGCCCAGUAACGAUGAAUUCUGAAUACCCAGAUGACGUCAGAAUACUUUUUGGUAUCCAUCGUCAAAACGUCGUCAAACCGAAAUGCCCAGUAACGAUGAAUUCUGAAUACCCAGAUGACGUCAGAAUACUUUUUAGUAUCCAUCGUCAAAACGUCGUCAAACCGAAAUGCCCAGUAACGAUGAAUUCUGAAUACCCAGAUGACGUCAUGAUACUUUUUGGUAUCCAUCGUCAAAACGUCGUCAAACCGAAAUGCCCAGUAACGAUGAAUUCUGAAUACCCAGAUGACGUCAUGAUACUUUUUGGUAUCCAUCGUCAAAACGUCGUCAAACCGAAAUGCCCAGUAACGAUGAAUUCUGAAUACCCAGAUGACGUCAGAAUACUUUUUAGUAUCCAUCGUCAAAACGUCGUCAAACCGAAAUGCCCAGUAACGAUGAAUUCUGAAUACCCAGAUGACGUCAUGAUACUUUUUGGUAUCCAUCGUCAAAACGUCGUCAAACCGAAAUGCCCAGUAACGAUGAAUUCUGAAUACCCAGAUGACGUCAUGAUACUUUUUGGUAUCCAUCGUCAAAACGUCGUCAAACCGAAAUGCCCAGUAACGAUGAAUUCUGAAUACCCAGAUGACGUCAGAAUACUUUUUAGUAUCCAUCGUCAAAACGUCGUCAAACCGAAAUGCCCAGUAACGAUGAAUUCUGAAUACCCAGAUGACGUCAUGAUACUUUUUGGUAUCCAUCGUCAAAACGUCGUCAAACCGAAAUGCCCAGUAACGAUGAAUUCUGAAUACCCAGAUGACGUCAUGAUACUUUUUGGUAUCCAUCGUCAAAACGUCGUCAAACCGAAAUGCCCAGUAACGAUGAAUUCUGAAUACCCAGAUGACGUCAGAAUACUUUUUAGUAUCCAUCGUCAAAACGUCGUCAAACCGAAAUGCCCAGUAACGAUGAAUUCUGAAUACCCAGAUGACGUCAUGAUACUUUUUGGUAUCCAUCGUCAAAACGUCGUCAAACCGAAAUGCCCAGUAACGAUGAAUUCUGAAUACCCAGAUGACGUCAUGAUACUUUUUGGUAUCCAUCGUCAAAACGUCGUCAAACCGAAAUGCCCAGUAACGAUGAAUUCUGAAUACCCAGAUGACGUCAGAAUACUUUUUGGUAUCCAUCGUCAAAACGUCGUCAAACCGAAAUGCCCAGUAACGAUGAAUUCUGAAUACCCAGAUGACGUCAUGAUACUUUUUGGUAUCCAUCGUCAAAACGUCGUCAAACCGAAAUGCCCAGUAACGAUGAAUUCUGAAUACCCAGAUGACGUCAUGAUACUUUUUGGUAUCCAUCGUCAAAACGUCGUCAAACCGAAAUGCCCAGUAACGAUGAAUUCUGAAUACCCAGAUGACGUCAUGAUACUUUUUGGUAUCCAUCGUCAAAACGUCGUCAAACCGAAAUGCCCAGUAACGAUGAAUUCUGAAUACCCAGAUGACGUCAGAAUACUUUUUAGUAUCCAUCGUCAAAACGUCGUCAAACCGAAAUGCCCAGUAACGAUGAAUUCUGAAUACCCAGAUGACGUCAAGAUACUUUUCAGAAUCCAUCGUCAAAACGUCGUCAAACCGAAAUGCCCAGUAACGAUGAAUUCUGAAUACCCAGAUGACGUCAGAAUACUUUUUAGUAUCCAUCGUCAAAACGUCGUCAAACCGAAAUGCCCAGUAACGAUGAAUUCUGAAUACCCAGAUGACGUCAGAAUACUUUUUGGUAUCCAUCGUCAAAACGUCGUCAAACCGAAAUGCCUAGUAACGAUGAAUUCUGAAUACCCAGAUGACCUCAGAAUACUUUUUAGUAUCCAUCGUCAAAACGUCGUCAAACCGAAAUGCCCAGUAACGAUGAAUUCUGAAUACCCAGAUGACGUCAAGAUACUUUUCAGAAUCCAUCGUCAAAACGUCGUCAAACCGAAAUGCCCAGUAACGAUGAAUUCUGAAUACCCAGAUGACGUCAGAAUACUUUUUAGUAUCCAUCGUCAAAACGUCGUCAAACCGAAAUGCCUAGUAACGAUGAAUUCUGAAUACCCAGAUGACGUCAGAAUACUUUUUAGUAUCCAUCGUCAAAACGUCGUCAAACCGAAAUGCCCAGUAACGAUGAAUUCUGAAUACCCAGAUGACGUCAGAAUACUUUUUGGUAUCCAUCGUCAAAACGUCGUCAAACCGAAAUGCCCAGUAACGAUGAAUUCUGAAUACCCAGAUGACGUCAGAAUACUUUUUAGUAUCCAUCGUCAAAACGUCGUCAAACCGAAAUGCCCAGUAACGAUGAAUUCUGAAUACCCAGAUGACGUCAGAAUACUUUUUAGUAUCCAUCGUCAAAACGUCGUCAAACCGAAAUGCCCAGUAACGAUGAAUUCUGAAUACCCAGAUGACGUCAUGAUACUUUUUGGUAUCCAUCGUCAAAACGUCGUCAAACCGAAAUGCCCAGUAACGAUGAAUUCUGAAUACCCAGAUGACGUCAUGAUACUUUUUGGUAUCCAUCGUCAAAACGUCGUCAAACCGAAAUGCCCAGUAACGAUGAAUUCUGAAUACCCAGAUGACGUCAUGAUACUUUUUGGUAUCCAUCGUCAAAACGUCGUCAAACCGAAAUGCCCGGUAACGAUGAAUUCUGAAUACCCAGAUGACGUCAGAAUACUUUUUAGUAUCCAUCGUCAAAACGUCGUCAAACCGAAAUGCCCAGUAACGAUGAAUUCUGAAUACCCAGAUGACGUCAUGAUACUUUUUGGUAUCCAUCGUCAAAACGUCGUCAAACCGAAAUGCCCAGUAACGAUGAAUUCUGAAUACCCAGAUGACGUCAUGAUACUUUUUGGUAUCCAUCGUCAAAACGUCGUCAAACCGAAAUGCCCAGUAACGAUGAAUUCUGAAUACCCAGAUGACGUCAUGAUACUUUUUGGUAUCCAUCGUCAAAACGUCGUCAAACCGAAAUGCCCAGUAACGAUGAAUUCUGAAUACCCAGAUGACGUCAUGAUACUUUUUGGUAUCCAUCGUCAAAACGUCGUCAAACCGAAAUGCCCAGUAACGAUGAAUUCUGAAUACCCAGAUGACGUCAUGAUACUUUUUGGUAUCCAUCGUCAAAACGUCGUCAAACCGAAAUGCCCAGUAACGAUGAAUUCUGAAUACCCAGAUGACGUCAUGAUACUUUUUGGUAUCCAUCGUCAAAACGUCGUCAAACCGAAAUGCCCAGUAACGAUGAAUUCUGAAUACCCAGAUGACGUCAUGAUACUUUUUGGUAUCCAUCGUCAAAACGUCGUCAAACCGAAAUGCCCGGUAACGAUGAAUUCUGAAUACCCAGAUGACGUCAGAAUACUUUUUAGUAUCCAUCGUCAAAACGUCGUCAAACCGAAAUGCCCAGUAACGAUGAAUUCUGAAUACCCAGAUGACGUCAUGAUACUUUUUGGUAUCCAUCGUCAAAACGUCGUCAAACCGAAAUGCCCAGUAACGAUGAAUUCUGAAUACCCAGAUGACGUCAGAAUACUUUUUAGUAUCCAUCGUCAAAACGUCGUCAAACCGAAAUGCCCAGUAACGAUGAAUUCUGAAUACCCAGAUGACGUCAUGAUACUUUUUGGUAUCCAUCGUCAAAACGUCGUCAAACCGAAG